This is a messenger RNA of Megachile rotundata (alfalfa leafcutting bee), 2057 nucleotides long. RefSeq names its product U3 small nucleolar ribonucleoprotein MPP10. Gene Ontology annotation, biological process: rRNA processing. Gene Ontology annotation, cellular component: nucleus; sno(s)RNA-containing ribonucleoprotein complex; small-subunit processome. The record is from RefSeq and is a predicted model, not a curated record. NCBI's taxonomy places the organism in Eukaryota, Metazoa, Arthropoda, Insecta, Hymenoptera, Megachilidae.
UGAAUCAAUAAUGAUCUUUAUCCUGUAUAUACCACGUUCAUAGUGUUCAUGGAGCGAAUCUAACCUAUUUAGCAAAUAAUAUUAAACACAAAUUGUAAUAUAAAUGUUAAUUUAAAAUGUCUGAGAUAGAAAUAUUGAGUAGUGUUAUAUCUACUAUUGAUAAUAAUACUAAAAAGCCGGAAGAAUUUCUUAAUGUACAAAAUGAAGUUGCUUUGAAUUUUAAAGAUUCUGUAAAACGUUUGUAUGAUUUUACAAAAGAACAGUCUAAAAGGAACACGAAUGCUUUACCUGAACUUGUAACGGAAGGUUUUGAUGAAGAACAGAUUUGGCAACAGCUUGAAUUACAAAAUGAAGGAGAACUUGAACAUUUCAUUAGUGGUAUCUCAAAGGUUUUGGCUGGGAAUAAAAAGUUAACAAUACCAGUGAGUACAACUAAACCAGAAAUUGAGCAAAGCAGCGAGGAAAAUGAAAUGGAGAAUGAAGAAAACGAUGAAGAAAAUAUUACGGAAGAAGGGAGUUCAGAAGAGGAUGAUGUAGAAAUGAAAAGUAUUUUACAGACACGAAAGAAAGAUGUCCGAAAAAAUAAAAAAAAACCAUCCAUAGUAGAUGAUAAAUUUUUUAAGUUGCAAGAAUUGGAUGAGUAUUUGACUAAAGAAGAGAAGAAAGAGACACAAAAUGACAAGAACAAAGAUGAAUCUGAUGAUCAGUCAGAUGAUGAAUCAGUAGAUUUAUUUAAUGACUACUCUGAUGAGGAUGAGAAAACUGAAGAAGGGAAAUUAUUGAAGUAUGCAGAUUUCUUUGACAGUCCACAAAGCGAAAAUGAGGAGCAUAAUGAUUCUGUACAUAAGGAUACAGAUGAUGAUAAAUCAUUACAAGACAGUGAUUUAGAUAAUGAAAUGGACAUAGACAGUGAAGCAGAGAAUGACAAAACCUCUAAGAAAAAGGUCACAUUUAAUCUGACAAAUGAUUCUGAUGAAACAGAUAGCUUAGAUAACAAAAAUGUAAGCACGAAGGAAGAUAAUGAAAAUAAAUCAACCUUUGAAACUCGUCAGGAAAGGUUAAAGGAAAGGAUCCAAAAAUUAGAGGAGCAGGCUCUUGCAAAGAAAGCUUGGCAGCUUCAGGGUGAAGUAAGUGCAGCAAACAGACCACAAAACUCUCUGUUAGAAGAAUUCGUAGAAUUUGAUAUUACAACCCGGCCAGCACCUGUAAUUACUGAAAAAACUACAGUGAAAUUAGAAGACAUAAUUAGACAAAGAAUAAAAGACAAGGCUUGGGAUGAUGUUGAGAAGAAAUUCAAACCGGUUGAAACUCCAUUAGAAUAUAAGAAGAAAUUGAUUUUGGACCAAGAAAAAAGUAAACAAAGUUUGUCUGAGAUUUAUGAAAAUGAAUAUCUCAAACAAAAGGAAGCAUUGAAUCCAGACAAUAAUGAGAAAGAAGAAGAAGAACCAAAAUCACAUAUUGAAAUUAGAGAAUUAAUGCAUUCUUUAUUCAUUAAGUUAGAUGCCUUAUCCAACUUCCAUUACAUACCAAAACCAGCUAAACCAGAGAUUAAAAUUAUCAGUAAUAUUCCUGCAAUUAAUAUGGAGGAAGUUGCUCCAGUAGGGAUGAGUGAUGCUGCCCUAUUAGCUCCAGAAGAAAUUAAAGCUAAACCACGAGGUGAUCUCAUCGGUAAAGCAGAAAGAACCAAGACAGACAUGAAGCGCGAACGAAGACGCAAGAAGAUGAAGCAACGUGCACGACAACAGGCUAUAGAAAAGAAGGAGAAACUGAACGCAUUGAAACCAGGAAUUGCUAAGAAAAAGAAGAAGGAUGAAGAGUUAGUGAAAAAGUUGACUAAGAAUCGCAAUGUGAUAACGAUGGACGAAACAAAUUACAAAGCUCCAAAAUCGUCCACUGCAUUCUUCAACCAAUUACAAGAUCAAGUGAAAAGUCACAUCAAAGCAAAGACUGAUACUGAUAAAAAGAAGAAACAGAAGAAUAAUUUGUCUGCUGUUAAGCUAAAGUUGUAAUUUUUAUAUGAAUUUAUUUAAAUACAAAAAUAUGUUGUAUUGUUUAUA